Molecule: messenger RNA, 1524 nt
Organism: Branchiostoma floridae (Florida lancelet)
Lineage: Eukaryota; Metazoa; Chordata; Leptocardii; Amphioxiformes; Branchiostomatidae
Product: neuropeptide FF receptor 2-like
Exons: 2
Coding region: 16-1110 (364 amino acids)
Biological process (GO): G protein-coupled receptor signaling pathway
Cellular component (GO): membrane
Molecular function (GO): neuropeptide Y receptor activity; peptide binding
Source: RefSeq, a predicted model, not a curated record
UUCUUGCUCCAUUUGAUGAUGGUGUUACCUCCGCCCUCAUGCCGUGUCUCCCCAGGUUGGAUGUUCGGUGCGGUGAUGUGUAAAGUGCAGCCCAUGGCUCAGGGCGUGGCCAUGUGUGCUUCUGUCUUCACUCUAGUGGCUAUCGCAGUAGACAGAUACCUUGCAGUGAUGGCGCCAACUGAAGGGAAGCUCAACAACAGAGUGUGUGCCGUUACUAUUAUAGCCAUCUGGGUUUCGAGCAUUGGAAUCAUGUCACCUAUCAUUCCAAUGAUGGUGUACAAAGAUUACGGGGACGUCCAGACAUGCUCGGAAGGGUGGGAGACCUGGAAGAACAGGAGGGCCUACACAACCUCUCUCCUCGUGCUGUGCUUCGCCUUCCCACUGUUGAUCAUUGCAGCGUUGUACACCCGAGCAGGCGCACAGCUCUACUUAUCUAGUGCGAAAAGAAACCGUGAACAGAACAGAAGCAGGACUGGCCUGGGAAAUAAAGUGCGCGUGUUUAAGAUGAUGGCUGUUGUCGUUGUACUCUUCACCCUCUUGUUCCUACCACUACACGUCUUGACAAUGUUGAUAGACUUCGGAAGCUUGAAUGACGUUGAGAAGAGACCUAUCUAUGCGUACGCCUUCCCAGUCAGCCACUGGCUUAUGUUCAUUCACACGUGUGUUAACCCCUUCGUCUAUGCCCUGCUGAACAGAAACUUUCGGAAAGGUUUUCGGGCUGCGUUUUGGAACAACAGAACGUCAAGCACGUCCAACGCGUGCACGUGUUCUUUCGUGUGGAAGCAAAGAAGAAGGCAAAAACCAAAACUGCACGUGGAGACACCUGAUCUUAGUAAAACACGGAGGAUUUCGAACGACUGUGACCGUUCACACAUGCCAACUCCGAUGAGCCAGACAACAGCAACGGCAGGUGACCGCCCAACUCGAGCAGUGCGACCGGCCACGCUCCUACUCACCACCGCUGUCAUAGAAAGUCCCCAUGGCAUUACCAACAGCACCUCUCUGUCUACAACUGGCUCAACACUGAUUGGCCAUAUCAAGAUGAAAUCUGUUCCAAACGUGUCCUCCCGCGAAGUGCAUGUACCACGUAUACUGGAAACCGCAGUCUAAAUAGAUUAUGCUGGUUAGACUGGUUUUCCAGAAUCAUGACUUUGAUUACAUUAGUAAAUUCAAGAAUGUGCUGUGAUAUCGAACAGAAUACUUUCUUAGCCAUAUAAGUAGUUUAGAUGUAGUAAAAUAUGAAUGAACUUUGUUGCUCAACAGUUGUACAAGGUACAAUGGAUAACAAUCAAGGUACAAUGAAUUGUAAUCAAUAACGACUUAUAGCUAUAUACUAGACAAUAGUACUACUAGGCUUAUUGGGAAAUGCUCUCUUAGCCCAAACACGAUGAAAUAUUUUUUUUUUCCUUUGUCUCUGUUGAUAAUGUAUGAUGGUGUAUGCUUGAUAUGACUUGUCUGUGUAGUCUGUGGACCAUUGGAAGGCAAUAUUUUGUGAUAUAGAGUGUUUUAAAAAACAAUAUAAUA